AGCACGCCCACGAACACUAUCCAACAUGCCCGAAGGAACGAUGAAAGCGCUGUACUACAGCAGCCCCAGGCACUUUGAAAUCAAAGAAGUCCCGAUCCCGAAAUGCGGGGACGAUGACGUUCUUUUGAAGGUGUCUGUAUGCGGUGUUUGCGGAACUGACGGGCACAUUCAUGACGGUGAAUUCAUCGCCAAGUUCCCGCUCAUUCCAGGCCAUGAGGCUAUUGGCAAGGUGGUCGAGAAGGGCAAGAGCGUCAAGGGCUUUGAGUUGGGCGACCGCGUGGUAGCGGAUGUCGGCAUUUCAUGUGACAAUUGCUUCUACUGUCGUCGAGGUGAAGCAGUCCUGUGCGAGAACUUCAACGCACGCGGUGUCACAAUGGACGGUGGUUUUGCCGAGUACAUCGUCUACCACCAAAAGAAGUGCUAUAAGAUUCACAAUCUCACGGACGAGGAGUCAACGCUACUCGAACCGGCAGCCUGCGCCAUCCAUGGUCUGGAUAAACUCAACCCACCAGUCGGCAUUGACGUUCUGCUUCUGGGCGCGGGCCCCACCGGUCUCAUCCUCGCGCAGCUGCUCAAGCUCAACGGUGCGCACAAGGUCACGAUCGCGGCAAACAAGGGUAUCAAGAUGGAUAUCGCGAAGCAGCUGAACGCGGGCGAUGUGUACAUCGAACUGGACAGGCAGAAUCCCGGCCCACAGUGGGAGCAGCUGAGGAAGGACAACCCGUAUGGCUUCGACGUUGUGGUGGAAGCCACUGGUGUGGAGAAGAUCGCGCAGGAUAGCAUCAACUACGUCCGCCGUGGCGGAACAAUCAUGAUUUAUGGCGUGUACGAGAACAAGGCGUUGGUGCACUGGCCGCCAUCAAAGAUCUUCGGGGACGAGAUUAGAGUCAUCGGCUCGUUCUCACAAGCGUACUGCUUCCCCCGUGCUGUCGCCUACUUGGACGGCGGCAAGGUCAAUGUGAAGGGCAUGGUCACGGACGUUUUCCCGCUUGACGAUUACCAGGGUGCGCUCGACAAGAUGAACAGCCGUGGGGCGCUCAAGAUCGCGAUCAAGCCGUGAGAUGUGAUGAAGCGGACGAACGAGAAAACGGACCGUAAGCCGUGGUGACUGUAGCAUGUAGCAUACCCUUGGUCUUCGACCGUUCUCGCAAUAGACAUUCAUGUGU
Molecule: messenger RNA, 1166 nt
Organism: Postia placenta MAD-698-R-SB12
Lineage: Eukaryota; Fungi; Basidiomycota; Agaricomycetes; Polyporales; Adustoporiaceae
Exons: 8
Coding region: 26-1060 (344 amino acids)
Molecular function (GO): zinc ion binding; oxidoreductase activity
Source: RefSeq, a predicted model, not a curated record